Molecule: messenger RNA, 1375 nt
Organism: Macadamia integrifolia
Lineage: Eukaryota; Viridiplantae; Streptophyta; Magnoliopsida; Proteales; Proteaceae
Exons: 4
Coding region: 222-950 (242 amino acids)
Source: RefSeq, a predicted model, not a curated record
UCCGCCCGGCCCACUUUUAUUCAUACGUUGGAGAAGGUUGGGGACAGAGUUUGGAUGUGUUCGGUGGUGGCUGUUGGCCAUGGCCCCUUUUCUCAAUCCAGAAUUCGGAGUUCCAGAGAGUUGGAUUUGCAGGUUCCUUUGGAGGCGAAGCUCGGGACUGGACUGGUGACAUUCUCCCUUUUCUGUUGCAAUCUCCCAAGUCUUACAUUUCCAAGUGCACUAUGAGCUUAGCGCUCAUACAGGGCUACUCUUCUGCGGAGGAGGAAGAAGAGCCGUUUGAAGACCUUAACUCCUCAGACGAAGACGAAGAUAAAGUCAGCCGGAUUCGUUCUAAGGCUGGUAAUGGCUUGUUCGAUUUUCCGAAAGCAUCGGGCGAAUCUUUGCUUCCAUCAGCUUUCGAAGCAUUCUCCGAAAUUGCAGGACCACCGGAGUUUCUCAACAAUUCCGUUGCCGAGUUUGUUUCCACGGAUGACAUGAACUCCAGAGGUAAACGUGGCCGUGCGGCAGUUGGCAGAGAGAAGAAAGAUCUGCCUGCUGGUGCUGUAGUGGAGUCUAAAGCUCAGUUGGUGGGAAUUCGAGAGCGAGUAAGAAGUGAUGUUGAAGGAAGUAUCCCUCCUGCAUCAUCAGCUCAGCCUCACAAAGGUUCUGUAAGCACAACCUCUGCGGAAGUCAAGCGUGUAAUGACUGCAACCAAUCCUGAUAUGAAGGAUGCUUCAGAGCUUCUUAGGAUGUGCUUGCAAUGUGGGAUACCGAAGACCUAUUCUAAUACGCGAGGAAUAGUUUGCCCUGUAUGUGGUGAUCGCCCUCCCGUGGACCCAAAUCAAGUGCCUGAAAAGAAGAAAGGUUCCACCAUUAAAGAUAAGGAGAAGAGCAAGAGAAUGAAGGGUCAAUCUUCUCACUCAGCUUGGAAGAGUGAAACAGAGAUGCAGCUUCGGCAGCAGUUCGAUUAGAAGGUGCAUGCAUCGGAGGGACAGAAGAUGUGUAAAAUGUCUUAUGAUUGAGUGAUCUUCCUAAAUUCACUUGAUUUUAGAGAGGAACGAGCAAUAGAUCGUCUAAAAUGGAUUCUACUUAUUUGCAAAAAGGUCCUACUUGCUCCAUUGCCUGUGAUGAAAUGGUUUUCAUUACUAGCACCUAUAUUUGCCAUGUGUAGCACUGAUUUGGUCAUUUCAUUACUUUCACAUAUCUUCACCACAGGGAGGCUCAUGUGGCAUUGUAAACUGUAGAUUAGAGAUAUAGUUUCCUUGCUAUUUUGUUUGAUGGGAAGAAAGAAAUAAGCAUUGACUUAAAAAUUAAUGUACAUCUAUGUCAUUACUAGAGAUAGAAAUGUUAGUUUUCCUUUUCAUAAUUACAUAAGCCAAAUGUUUCCUUCUUGAUA